CGCGUAGUGAACAGCUGAGCGCGAGCUGGAGCGCGGAACAGCUAGGUCCGCUCUACCUUACAGUUUCAGGACAAAACAACACUGUCAUCACUGGGGACAUAAACGCGCAUUUCACUGAAUUACGUUCAGUUAUUACGCCAGAUGAGAAACACUCUAUAACCACACCGGCAUCAUCUGUCUGCUGCCAUGACGACGGGCUGCUGCAGCCACUUUCCUGAGGUGUUAAUGGACCAUUCAGAUACUACGCCUCUCAGAAGCUCUACGGGACACGAGUCUGCUCCAAUGGAGAGCUCAGACAGCUGUGAACCCGCCCUUCCAGGAAAAGCUAUGGACUCUGAGACAAAUUCAGCGAAUGAGGAGGCACAGUAUUGGAAACACAUGGCAGCAAAGGAUGGACAACUUAUGAACAGUGCAGUAUUAGCCAAACAGAGUGCUCUAGUGGAGAGACCCAUGUGUAGGAUCUGCCAUGAUGGAGGGGGACAGGAGGAGCUGCUGUCCCCAUGCGAGUGCACAGGGACACUGGGCACCAUUCACCGCAGCUGCUUGGAGCACUGGCUCUCAGCCUCCAGCACCAGCUUCUGUGAGCUCUGCCAUUUCCAGUUCAGUGUGCAGCGCAAGGCACGACCUCUCCUUGAGUGGCUCCGUAACCCCGGGCUGCGCCAGGAGAAGCGCACGCUGUUCGGAGACAUGGUGUGUUUCCUGCUGAUCACGCCAUUAGCCACCAUCUCAGGCUGGCUGUGUCUUCGGGGAGCUGUGGACCACCUUCACUUCUCCAGCAGACUGGAGGCUGUGGGUCUGAUUGCUCUCACUGUAGCGCUCUUCACCAUUUACCUCUUCUGGACCCUGGUGUCUCUCAGGUACCACUGCCGUCUGUAUAAUGAAUGGCGUCAGACUAAUCAAAGGGUGGUGCUUCUGCUUCCCACGUCCUGCGGUGAUUCACUGGGAAAUCCGUCAGUGACAGGCCUGCUGAGCAUAAAACGACCGUCCAAAGAAUCUAUAGUGUGACCACAUUUUUCAGUCUACAUAAACUCUAAUAGAGUGCACAGAGGAUUGUCCUGAGAGGAUGGGCCAAGGACUGUGAGAAGAAACAGUGCCACUGAUGACACUCAUGAUUCUCCUGUUUAAUUCUAAAAAGGCUACUGAGGAACUGUGGAUGCAUUUCAGAGCUUUGAAGGAAACCAGCUGCCUGUAGACUUGAUGUUAGCAAGUUGCUAACCUUAGCUGUGGAGGGACGUUAAGGACUAUUUAAUACGUUUCGUCUUCUGAUUACUCAACAGUAUGGACCCAUACCUUUUCUGUUUUGUCUUUGGACUUAUAUCUACAUAAAUAUAUAUAUUUGGGAUGUUGACAAAUGUCCAUUAACAUCCUACUGAGGUUUUAUUUUCAAGCUCCUGUAUAGUAAAUCUGCUAAGUAGACACUUUCAGUUAUUUAUGACUCUAACGUUCUCACUUUCUGACAUUCUUGGUUUUUUUUUUUUGUUUGUUUUGUUUUUUAAAGCACACAUUAUUUGUUUCUCUCUGUGAAAAGGAGACUUUGAAAUUUGUAAAUGGAAUACAUGUAAUGUUUUUACAUAAGGCUUCCCCAAUCAUGGAAUCUGCAAUAUAAAUGAUUUUCCUGCUUU
This is a messenger RNA of Ictalurus punctatus (channel catfish), 1622 nucleotides long. RefSeq names its product E3 ubiquitin-protein ligase MARCHF3 (gene marchf3). The record is from RefSeq and is a predicted model, not a curated record. The transcript is spliced from 5 exons. NCBI's taxonomy places the organism in Eukaryota, Metazoa, Chordata, Actinopteri, Siluriformes, Ictaluridae. The coding region runs from base 187 to 1005 and encodes 272 amino acids. Gene Ontology annotation, molecular function: ubiquitin-protein transferase activity; zinc ion binding. Gene Ontology annotation, biological process: protein ubiquitination.